CAUUGGUAAACUUUAGGUCAGUGCGAAUUUUGUCUCCGUGUGAGGUUAACGAAGUUUAGAAACCAAGCAAAAACUCUAAAAUUCGGGGUGAAUAUGCAAUGACCAUCGACGUUCAUUGUUUUGCAUAUCUAGAGUGAGACAAUGUGAUAAUACUUCAGGACCAAUUUUGAAGAGAACAUAAAAUGAAAUUGGAGCAGCAUUUUCAGACCGUCUUAAUUCAAACUUUGAGUCAACUAACUUCAUAGAAUAGAGAGACAAUGGUUCGAAAAAAGGGGGUAUACGGAAUUGCCAUUGUGGCCUUAAUUUGCUUUCUUCUCAUAGUAUUUUGUACUAAGGAGCCUGACACAGUGCGGAUUUCUCACAAUUUCCAAGCAAUAGAGUUUGAGGACGUGGAUGUUAUAGGUGAAGACAUAUCCAUUGAUAAAAUUAUAGAUACUCAAAGGCUAAGGCUCGAAAGAAAAUUCGAUGUAUUCAAAUUUGUCACAAACAAAACAUUCAACAAACUUUCAAUGUUGUCAGGAGGCCAGCCACUUCGAACAAUUAUUGUAACAACUUGGAGAUCAGGAUCAACAUUCUUGGGAGACGUACUUAACUCUCUGCCGGGAAAUUACUAUCAUUAUGAGCCCCUGUUGCAUUAUGGAAUCAUGCAAAUUCGAGGACCGCCCCAUGCUGAUACAGCUAUCAAAACCUUAAAAAAUUUGCUCAACUGUGACUAUACAGAUUUAGAAAAUUAUUUAACAUUUGGAAUGUCCCAUAUUUAUUUAUUUACUCACAAUAAGAGGUUAUGGACUCAGUGCGAGGCUUAUCCGCAGUACUGUUGGAAUGCAACAUUUUUAAAUGAGUUCUGUAGGCUGUUUCCCUUUCAGUCAAUGAAAGUAGUUCGGGUUAGGCUAAGACUCAUUGAAGAAUUGCUCAGUGAUAAAAGGUUAAACACCAAGGUAAUCCUACUUGUCAGAGAUCCCAGAGGAACUCUGCAAUCAAGAAGGCACCGGGACUGGUGCCCUGGCGAACCCGACUGUGAUCGACCCGAUUUGCUUUGUGCCGACAUGGUGUCAGACUAUAGUGCAGCUAUCAAAUUUAAUAAGAUGUAUUCUCGAAGAUUCAGGACUCUUCGAUAUGAGGAUCUUUCGUUAAGCCCUUAUAAAGUCGUACAGGAUUUAUUCGACUGGAUAGGUAUCAACGUCCAUCCUGAAAUUAAGGAGUUUCUGGAUACGCACACAACAGUGAAUGUAGGUGGUGUGUCCAGCACUUACCGGGACUCCAAGAACGUUCCGUUUCAUUGGAAAAACGACUUAAACUAUACAGAGAUACAGUCGAUUGAAGCCACUUGCGAAGAAGCUAUGAAAUUGUGGGGCUAUGUUAAGACGAAAGGGCCCAAGCUUCGCGAUUUCAAUCCCCUUACUUCGUAUACAAUUAAAUAAGACUGCAAUCGAGAAAUUCUAAUAAAUCUGCAUUCCUGUUUGCAUCUUGAACGACUAUCACGAAGCACAAUAAUCUCAUUUGAAUUCUGUGAUCAAAUUAUGGUAUGGGUAGCAUGCUGUUUCUGCAAUUCUGUACAGUUUUCGUACUGCAAAAUGUGUUUUGGUGUGGAUAAGUUUUAAACACUUCCUCCAAAAUGAAAAAAUGAGUAAUCUUUUUUAUUUUAAAUUUUUGACUAGGAUGAAAGCGUGAUGAACUUUUGGCGAAAUAGCUGGCCAAGAAAAUUGUUUUCGUUUCUUGCUUUUGAACAACAGAGAAAUCACGAGCAGCAAAAAAUUAUCAUAGGACACCCGAUAUUCCCGCGAUAAAAAAGCCAGUGAUUAGGUCGAAGGAUUGGGAAUAGUAUAUGUCCUGUCUCCUAUAGGUGGCACAGAUUUUGUUGAGACGGAUUUUUUCUCAUCAAAAGAUGGCACAAUUGCAAAUCAUGUAUAUCUAUAAUAUCUGAGAAGUUGAGAUUCAACCAGCCAGGUACAGCAGCAGAUGUUUACUAUGACUUUUAAUUUUAUAUCCUCACAAUGCACUGAUGUGAUCUUAUCUAAUAGAAAAACAAGGCCAUAUGUCUGCUGCCUAUAAAUGAAAUAGAUUUUUAUUUUAUUAAAAUUCAUUGCACUAUUUAACGCAAUUUGUAUAUUUAAAUAAAUUUGUUUGCUUUAUUAAUUCAUCUUCUCUUUUCAUUACUGGACUUCUCAGUAUUUUAGAACUAUUUCUCGAACACUAGAAUAGUUAUUUUUUACUUGAAAAUACUUUUAAUUACUUUUAAGUGUCAUUCAGAAUUAAAUCAAAGCACCUAAUUAAUAAAUCAGCUUUACUCAAUUUGCUUUAUUUAUUGUCUUUUAAAAAAUAAUUUCUUAGAGAUAAUGAACAAAAAAUGCCCAAAAGAAUAAAUUUCGCAACAAAAUAAUUUGACUAAUGUCUUUAAAAAAAAAAUAAAACUAGCAUAUAAACAAUUCAUAUAUUGUAAUAAGUACAUGCAUUGUUUAAUUAAUUAAUAGUAGGUACAAACAAAUAAGUACUAUAAAAAAUAUGUAUUUGAAAUAGUUAUUCACAUGUGGUCUUGAUAAAUCUGUGCCAAAGUAGUAGUUUGGGUAGUUGUAAACAUCAAAAAUUUGAUAUUGUUUUUUGGUAUAGAACUCUGUUACCUUGUUUUCUUGCCUAUCAGAUCUUGAUUUACGAUAUUAUAGAGGAAGCUUUAAACUUUAUAUUAGAGAUAUUUAAUUUAAUUUUAAUGACAACUGAGGUAACGAGUGAGUGUAAAUUAAGUGUGGAACAGUCGACGGUGUUGUUAAAAUUUCUUUUCUUCAGUAAGUAGAUGUACGAAUACUUUAUUGGCAACCUAUGUCUCGUAAUAAUGUGACAUAUUUGUUAUUUUCAAGGGUGCAAUAUUAAAAAUAUUUCCGCAAUUUUGGGUAUUAUAUUUAUAAUCUUGGUGAUACAUACAAACAUGAACGCAUUGCAGUAGCUUUAAAUUCACAUAUCAAUUGAUAACUUAAUUGGGAUGCUUAAUAUCGUUCACUUCGGGCACUGAGUUAAAAAAUACACUCGAUUGAUGCAGUUAUUAUUGUUGUUAUGCUCAGAAAUGAUUUUCACCUUGUUAACUAAUAUAAAACGUUUAUUUCUGAUUUAGAAAUAAUACCGAGUGCACUUAAAUAAAGAUUAGUUUAUACACCGCAGCCAUUUAUACAAAUAUUUUUUAUUUAUAUAAAUUUAUAUUGACUGAUUUUAGGCAGUUUUAUUUUUAUGGCGUUUUUCUUUGAACACCUCUAAUAUGUGCAUUUGAGAGAUAUUGAUGGUGCCAUUGCUUUGUUAGAUAGUAGCAAAACUCAUUUAGUGGUCGAUCGAGGGGAAAUAACAUGGAAAAUGUGAUUUCUCACAAGUUUCUCGCAGAUUUGCAUAAUAUAACAAUUUCAAUAUUGCUAAAAAUAGUUCUGCUAUUUCUCAUGUCUACAAAAAUUAAUUAUGGAAUUUUCAAAGAAUUAUACUAACUUGAUUAUAUCAUUGCAUUUGAUAAUGAAAUUUUAGUGAAAACCCACAAGUUCAACCCUUUGGAAAUUUAAAAAUGAAAUUGCAUACCAGCAGAGGUCAUCAAACGUUAUACCGUUUUUACGACAUAAUCGUAUUUAACUUUGUGUGUAAAUUUUCGUGAAGGUCUAACGGCAGGCCUUCCUCGCUGGGUUUCUCUUUGUAAAAUUCAAUAAAUAGAUUCGUAAUUCCAAAAUGACUUUCCAGAACCGUACUUCGGUAAUUCAUGCAUACAAAUACUGAAAGCUGACGGAUUUGUUUCACAGGUGAGAUUCCUCGAAUAUUAUUAGUCCAUGGAGUGAAAAAUCCAUUAUUAUUUUUAAAUCCUACUCUUAAAAUACAACAGCCCGCCCGGCACAGUUCUUGUCGGCUAACAUCUUAAAUACUGCCCUGGCUUAUGAAAAUGAUGGUCCCUGCCGCUUUAUAAUAGGCGGGUCUUAAACUCAUUCCGAAGUCAAUACCAUAAAAGGUUGUAAAAACGGUAUAUCUUUUGGAGAACUCUACCUAUUUAUUACAAAACAUUGUUACAAUUUAUUACAUAAUUUCUAAUAUCUCGCUGAGGUAUGACAUUGUCUCCAUGUUAUGUUCGUCUCGGGGUCAAUUAAACAUUUUUAUUGUAAUAAUUUUGGCAUGUUGUCAGUCAACAACGAACAAUGCGUCAUUUUACGAUCAGUAUUUAAAAUAAAGUUUUUGACUUGUUUGCAAGUAUUUUAACU
Molecule: messenger RNA, 4214 nt
Organism: Cylas formicarius (sweet potato weevil)
Lineage: Eukaryota; Metazoa; Arthropoda; Insecta; Coleoptera; Brentidae
Product: carbohydrate sulfotransferase 5-like
Exons: 3
Coding region: 258-1421 (387 amino acids)
Biological process (GO): sulfur compound metabolic process; N-acetylglucosamine metabolic process
Molecular function (GO): N-acetylglucosamine 6-O-sulfotransferase activity
Source: RefSeq, a predicted model, not a curated record